CCGUUCCAGGCCCUAAACAGUAGUCGUUCCCCCAACCGCAACUCAGUUCAGUCCGACAUGAAGUUCAGUGCUGCCUUGGCUCUGCUGCUGAUCGCUGGCAUCGUGGCCAGCGGCGACGCCCUGCCCGCCAGGAAAAGAAUGGUCUACCUCCAGCAGCCCGCAGCCGCCGAGUGGUACGGAUCCGCGCCCCAGCAGCGAUUCAUGUACAUGCAGUACGUGCAGCCCGGCCGCACCCACGCCCGCUCCACCCAGGCGGCCAGCGCCCUGGUGGCCGGCGAGACCGUUGCCACCGGCACCUACCUGAAGGAUUGCAAUCACGCAGAGUCCGAGAUCAGCGCCGAGGGAGUUCAGGCCGAUGACGCCCUGGCUGCUGCCGGAGCCCACGGGGCCAGCUCCGUGGCCGAGGCCUUCCCCGACCAGGCCCCGGUUGUCCAGGUGGCUAUCGAUGCCGAUGUGGUGCCAGAGCCCCAGGCCGAGUCCGAGGCCGAUCCGGAGCCCGAGACCGCCGAUGACGCCGCCAAGGUCCCACGGGACUUCAACUUUGCUGCCGAGGAAGCCGCCGUCGCCCCCGCCGCCGAAGAGGAGCCUGCUGCACUGCCCGUCGCCGAGGCCGAGCUGCCCGUCCCCGCUCCCAUUGCUCCAGUCGCCUCCGUCGUGCCCGCCAACCGCUACCUGCCCGCCAAGAAGAAGGUGAUCGUCGAGCUCGACCAGGAGGAGGAGGAGCCCCAGGCCGCCGCCAUCGAGGACGAAGAGGAGGCUGAGAACGCCGUGGCCGACGAUGUGGAGGAGGACGAGGAUGAGCUGUCCGUGCCCGUUAAACCCAUCGUGCCCAACGCUCGCCGUCCCGCCGCCAGGAAGCCCGUCAAGGCCGCCGCUCCCGCUGGAGGCAAGCCCUCCAAGAAGCCAGCAGCCCCCCUGCCCGCUGGCACCUUCUUCCCCAUCGACUUCGGAGGCACCAACGGCGGCGCCAUCGCCAUCGCCAACUCGUUCAGCACCGGCGAGGGUGGAUCCGCCACCAGCCACGCGAUCGCCUACGGCUCCCCCGAGUCCGCCGUCCGCCGCGCCCGUCCCAAUCCCAGCAAGUUUCGCCAUUAAUCCCCGGACUGACGAUCAACCACAUCUUGCUGGCGCCCCGCACCUGCGAGGGCACCCCAUUCAAAUCAGUCUAAAAAGAUU
This is a messenger RNA of Drosophila subpulchrella, 1176 nucleotides long. RefSeq names its product E3 ubiquitin-protein ligase RNF12-B. Lineage: Eukaryota; Metazoa; Arthropoda; Insecta; Diptera; Drosophilidae. The record is from RefSeq and is a predicted model, not a curated record. Bases 58 to 1095 code for a protein of 345 amino acids. The transcript is spliced from 3 exons.